AUGGACGAAGUGACAGGCGCUCAGCUCAUUGCUGAGUCUCUGAAGACUCAGAAAGUGGAGUUCAUGUUUGGGAUAGUUGGUGUUCCUGUGAUAGAAGUGGCCAUGGCUGCUCAGGCUGCUGGGGUCAAAUAUGUGGGAAUGAGGAACGAGCAGGCGGCGUGCUAUGCUGCAUCUGCGGUUGGAUACAUAACAGGGAGACCAGGAGCCUGCCUGGUGGUGUCUGGACCUGGACUCAUCCAUGCUCUGGGGGGGAUGGCCAACGCUAACAUUAACUGCUGGCCGGUGAUUGUGAUUGGAGGCUCCUCUGAUCGAAGCCAGGAGACAACAGGAGCCUUUCAGGAGUUCCCUCAGGUGGAGUCAUGCCACCUAUACAGCAAGUUCUCUGCCAGGCCCAGUAGUCUGGAAGCCAUUCCUUCAGUCAUAGAAAAGGCAGUCCGCACCAGCAUAUAUGGUCGCCCAGGAGCUGUUUACGUCGACAUUGCUGGGGACAUGGUCAAUGCUAAAAUAGAACGCAACAAAGUCAGAGAGGUGCCCUGCUGUCCACCUCCUCCUGUGAGCUCGGCUGCAGGCGAUGCAAUUGAAAAGGCCGUCUCUGUCCUGAAAGCAGCAAAAACACCGUUAGUCAUCAUUGGAAAGGGAGCUGCGUACAGCAGAGCCGAAGAUGUGCUGCGGCAGUUUGUGGAGGAGACUGGGCUGCCGUUCCUCCCCACACCAAUGGGGAAAGGAGUCCUGCCUGACGAUCAUCCCAACUGUGCUGCUGCCGCCCGCUCCAGAGCGCUUCUUCAUGCCGAUGUGGUGCUUCUGCUGGGAGCCAGGCUGAACUGGAUGCUGCAUUUUGGUCUGCCUCCCAGAUUUAACCCUCAUGUUAAGGUCAUUCAGGUUGACCUUUGCGCAGAGGAGAUGGGAAACAACGUGACUCCAAGGGUGGCUCUCUUGGGGGACAUUGGUGCUGUUGUGGCUCAGCUUUUGACUUGCAUCCGCAAUGAUGGCUGGAGAUAUCUGUCCAAUUCGGAGUGGUGGGGCACGCUCAAAGAGAAGAUUGCUGCUAACGCGAAAAUAUCAAAGGCUCUCGCCCUCAAAGGAACAUUGCCCAUGAACUACUACACCGUGUUUCAUCACAUUUCCCAGUUGCUUCCACAUGAUUGCAUCAUUGUUAGCGAAGGUGCCAACACCAUGGACAUCGGACGCACCAUGCUUAAUAAUUACCUACCCCGACACAGGUUGGACGCCGGCACCUUUGGAACGAUGGGAGUUGGCCUUGGCUUUGCUAUAGCAGCAGCUGCAGUGGAGGGGACCAAGAUCAAACCCCAAAGAGUCGUCUGCGUGGAAGGAGACAGCGCCUUCGGCUUCUCCGGCAUGGAGGUUGAGACCAUGUGCAGGUAUAAUCUGCCUGUGAUCGUUAUUGUGGUAAAUAAUAACGGUAUUUACAGUGGAUUAGACCCUGAGACUUGGAAAGAAAUGUCAAAAAUGGGCAACCUGACUUCUGUGGCCCCUCCUGUCGCCCUCCUGCCUGAGGCCCGCUAUGACGAAGUGAUGACAGCGUUUGGAGGUCGAGGGUUUCUUGUCAGGACCCCAGAGGAGCUGCGAGACGCCUUGCAGCUCAGCCUGGACGACUGGGAGAGGCCGUGUCUGCUCAACGUCCUAAUUGACCCGUCAUCUGAUAGAAAGCAGCAGGAGUUUCCUUGGCUCACACGCUCCAACCUUUAAGCUGAAAAACUUCAUCCAGGACAUCAUCGGUGGAGCAGAGAUUGUUUCCAUCCUCUAAACAUGAAGCUGCUCUAAUUUUGUGGAUUGUUUCUAUGAAAUAAUUAAUGUUUUAUGAUUCUUAUCGUGCUGUAGAAGCUAACAUUUCACACUUCAUUUAGUGAAGCUUUUUUCUCCUAAAAUUAAAUCAGUAUUUUCUUCUGAAAAUUGCUGAAAUGAUAAAGAUAUGAAUUGACACUGUGUGGUAAAAUAAACUCAAGAUUCUGACAAAGAUUUGUGAGGUUGCUGUUUGUCCAGACAGCCAAAAUAAAAUCAAAUUAAAAAACAAAGUCUUAAGUAUUGAUUUCUCUCAUGUUUGUCCAAUUCUUGAGUUCAACUUUAAUAUGAACAUGAUACAUUAUGGUGAAGGCCAUU
Messenger RNA from Cyprinodon variegatus (sheepshead minnow), 2118 nucleotides. RefSeq names its product 2-hydroxyacyl-CoA lyase 1 (gene hacl1). Gene Ontology annotation, molecular function: thiamine pyrophosphate binding; magnesium ion binding; catalytic activity. Gene Ontology annotation, cellular component: peroxisome. Gene Ontology annotation, biological process: fatty acid alpha-oxidation. The record is from RefSeq and is a predicted model, not a curated record. NCBI's taxonomy places the organism in Eukaryota, Metazoa, Chordata, Actinopteri, Cyprinodontiformes, Cyprinodontidae. The transcript has 17 exons. The coding region runs from base 1 to 1707 and encodes 568 amino acids.